Molecule: messenger RNA, 1003 nt
Organism: Oryza brachyantha (malo sina)
Lineage: Eukaryota; Viridiplantae; Streptophyta; Magnoliopsida; Poales; Poaceae
Exons: 2
Coding region: 335-715 (126 amino acids)
Source: RefSeq, a predicted model, not a curated record
CAUUUACUUCCUCUCCCGACUGCCUGGGUCUCUCCCGUGCACUGCCUCCCCCGAUAAACCCUAGCUGCCGCCGGCACGCCACCGCCGCCGACGCCGGACUGCCCAGAUCCGGCGGACCCCCGUCUCGCCGGACCCCCGCACGCCCAGCCCAGGCCGGCGCCCAGGCCUGCUCGCCCGUGCGGCCACCCGGCGCCCAGGCCGGCGCGCGCGUUCCACCCCCGCCACCAUUGAUUCCUCCCCUUCUUCUUCCUCUCCUUCGCGUCUCAGCUUCGUCUUCCUCCUCGUGUCGUGUCGCGUCGUGCUUCGAGCUCAUGCUCAGGUAGUCAGGUAGGAGAUGGUCUCCACGGUGUACAGGGAGGCGGCAAUGGCAGGGGACGGGGAGCACUACUCGUGGCUGAUACGGGAGCUGUGCGCGUUGCUCGUCGCCGUCAUUGAUAUCUCCCCAUCUUCCUCCGCCGCCGCUAGGGUCUCCGGGGGUGUCCCCGCGGCGGCGGCGUCGAUGCUGCUGGGCGCAUCGAUGGCGCUGAUGCUGUGCGGGUCCGUGACGUUCGCCAUCGGGUUCCUCCUCAUGCCCUGGGUCGCCGGCGUCGCGCUGCUGUUCGGCUUUGCCGCCGCCGUCUCCGCUGGGGUCUUCGGCAAGUCCGCCACCGCCGUGCGAGGCCGCGCCUCUUCUCCUCCAGCGAUCAACGCCUCCGAUAAACCACUAGUUGCUUAGGCAGAUCUAGCUUAGCCUGAAUCGAUUGGUUGGUGAUCCCAUGUAAAAAAAUGCCUCUUUUUUUUUGUGUCGUCCUCUGAAUUCAUGAGAUGCUGCUUGUUCAAAUCUGCAUCACACGUCCAAAGGAUGCAAAGUGAAUUGUUCUUCCACAGGAACGAACAAUUCCUGACAAAAAUACCUCCAUGUACUUAUUAUUAGUCACACACCACGUUUUCCUGUAUUUUUUAGAAUUUUCCGGAUUUAUGAGCCAAUUUCCUGAAUUUUAGUGAAUUUCUAGACAUUGUAUAA